UCUGCAGCUCUCAGGAUGGCGGCUUUUGGGAUCUCAGCUGGCCAGUCUGUGGCACUGGUCUGGGACAAGUCUGCCCCCGUGGAGGCCCUGAAAGAUCUGGUGGACAAGCUUCAAGGGCAGACCGGUGAGGAAGGCCGCGUGUCCGUGGAGAACAUCAGCCAGCUGCUCCAGUCCGCGCACAAGGAGUCCAGCUUUGACUGUAUUCUGUCUGGGGUCGUUCCUGGCAGUGCCACCGUCCACAGCGCUGAGGUGUUGGCCGAGAUUGCCCGGAUCCUCCGGCCCGGCGGAUGUCUCUUUCUCAAAGAGCCGGUAGAGACAGCUGCAGUUUCCGACGGCAAGGUGAAGACCCCAGCUAAGCUGUGUUCCGCCCUGACUCUCUCCGGCCUGGUGGACGUCAAAGAGCUGCAGCGGGAGUCCCUGAGCCCCGAGGAGAGACAAUCUGCUCAAGAGCAUCUGGGUUACCAGAGUGACAGCCUGUCCGCUGUCCAGGUCACGGGCAAGAAACCCAACUUUGAAGUGGGUUCCUCUACUCAGCUUAAACUUUCUUUUGCCAAGAAGUCACCUGCAGUGAAGCCUGCCGUGGACCCCACUGCCGCCAAGCUCUGGACACUCUCGGCCAACGACAUGGAGGAUGGGAGUGCGGAUCUCAUAGACUCGGAUGAGCUGCUUGAUCCAGAAGAUCUGAAGAAGCCGGAUCCAGCCUCCCUGCGGGCAGCACCUUGCGGGGAGGGGAAGAAGAGGAAGGCCUGUAAGAACUGCACCUGCGGCCUUGCAGAGGAACUGGAGAAGGAGAAGUCCCGGGAGCAGACGAGCACCCAGCCCAAGUCAGCCUGCGGGAACUGCUACCUGGGUGAUGCUUUCCGCUGUGCCAGCUGCCCCUACCUGGGGAUGCCCGCCUUCAAGCCCGGGGAGCAGGUGCUCCUGACCAAUAGCAAUCUCAGUGACGCCUAGGGGGCCCGCCUUGGGACACGGGUAUCGGCCCCUGUCCCCCACACCCCCCCACUCUGCUUCACCUCCUCGGAAUCUGCCCCCGCGCCUGAGUUCCACGUGCCGGGAGGUGCUCAGGAGUCAGAGGUGGCUGUGGGCUGCCGUGCUGCUACAAAAGACCGAGGGGUCGCGGGCCCCCUCUGCCCUGCUCCUCCACCUGGUCUCAGGGCAGGAGUGUGUCCUGGAGAGGCUCCUCCCCCUCAUCCCCUCCAUCCCCACACGCUCUGUUCACACCCUGUGCCGCCCCCCUGCCACGCUCAGGCGCGUCUCAGGGCACCAAGACUCACCCUCCAAGCUGGGAACACAUCCAGUGUCAUCGUCAUCGUGUGUCCUCCCCCUCCCCCCCACCCCAUUUACUGUCAUCCUGUCCUCUCCAGGGAUUAAACUGUGUACUUCCCAGGGCCCUCUGAGAAGGGGCUGUGUAUGUCUCUGUGUGUGUGAUGUGUGUGUCUGUGGUGUGUGUGUGUAUGUGUGUGUCUGUGUGAUGUCUGGUGGGAGGGGCUGUGAGUUCAGAGAGUGUGGGGGUGUACGAUGCGUGCCUUUGGUCACUGAGAACUACCUCCCCAGCAGAGAGACCAAAAAAAAAAAAAAAACCAAAAUAUCCACAGAUGGAUGGUGAAAGUGGCCCGUUUAAUGGAGAGCUGCUAGCAUACUUAAAGAACAUCGACGGGGUUUGAGGUGUGGGACUGCACGUAGGUGUGGCGGAUCAUUUAUAGAGAUAAAGCGUUUCGGCGGAGGCGAUUCUCUUGGGGGGAUUAACUCUAGGAGAUACCCUGUCUCCCAGGGACAUCCAUAUCGCUUUUCACUUUCCCUUUUGUUGUACAUAUUAAACCAUUAAGUUUACUUCUUA
Molecule: messenger RNA, 1837 nt
Organism: Sorex fumeus (smoky shrew)
Lineage: Eukaryota; Metazoa; Chordata; Mammalia; Eulipotyphla; Soricidae
Gene: CIAPIN1
Product: cytokine induced apoptosis inhibitor 1
Exons: 8
Coding region: 16-951 (311 amino acids)
Biological process (GO): iron-sulfur cluster assembly
Cellular component (GO): cytoplasm
Molecular function (GO): iron-sulfur cluster binding
Source: RefSeq, a predicted model, not a curated record